Messenger RNA from Orbicella faveolata, 7042 nucleotides. RefSeq names its product transportin-1-like. Lineage: Eukaryota; Metazoa; Cnidaria; Anthozoa; Scleractinia; Merulinidae. Gene Ontology annotation, molecular function: small GTPase binding. The record is from RefSeq and is a predicted model, not a curated record. Gene Ontology annotation, biological process: protein import into nucleus.
AUGGCCAUGAUUCGAAUUCGAAAUUUACCUCUUUUUCCUUCCAUGUGAUCUCCUGUUAACCUGGCCACGAUCCUCCAUACCCGUGAGGUAUUUUGCUCAAUACUUAGAAAGAGGAAGGAUGAAAUUAUAUAAACCAAGUUUUUAAAUUUCAAAUGUCAGCAUAUCAGCUCUUCUGGCCGGAAGUACUUCCCUGUAAACUUUUGUUACCAGUUUUCGCGCUCCCACUGAUAUCCGUGCCGACAUCAGCCGAGCGGAGCCAGAGACUACCGACAAUUAGGGGAGUCCGACGGGAAAUGCAGGGGUUAGAGCCGGUGCAGAAAAGCAAAAUGGCGUGGCAACCAGACCAAGAUGGUUUACAGCAAAUUAUACAGCUUUUAAAGGAAAGUCAGAGCCCAAAUACUGAAGUACAACGAGCAGUUCAACAAAAACUUGAAUCUUUAAAUCAGUUUCCUGAUUUCAACAAUUACCUGAUAUUCGUCCUUACGAAGUUGAAGAGCGAAGAUGAACCGACUCGUUCACUGUCUGGCUUGAUUCUCAAGAAUAACGUCAAAUCACAUUACCACACUUUUCCUGAUCAAGUGAAAGAAUUUAUAAAAUCAGAAUGUCUCGAAGCCAUUGGAGAUCCGUCACCCCUUAUUCGAGCUACAAUUGGUAUCUUGGUCACCACUAUAGCGGCAAAGGGCGAUCUUACGAACUGGCCUCAGCUUUUACCAACAUUGUGUCAGCUUUUGGACAGUGAAGAUUACAAUGUCUGUGAGGGAGCUUUUGGUGCGCUGCAGAAGAUUUGUGAAGAUUCUGCUGAACAGCUUGAUAGUGAUGCUCUCAACAGACCCCUCAUCAUACUAAUCCCAAAGUUCCUGCAGUUCUUCAGACAUGCAAGCCCUAAAAUAAGAUCUCAUGCUAUUGCCUGCGUGAACCAAUUUAUUGUAACACGAACGCAGGCCCUCAUGGUUCACAUAGGAACCUUUAUUGAGAAUCUUUUUGCCCUUGCUGGGGAUGAGGACCCAGAAGUGAGGAAAAAUGUUUGCAGAGCUCUUGUCAUGCUCCUGGAGGUCAGAGCAGAUCAACUAAUUCCACACAUGAAUAAUAUUGUGGAGUACAUGCUGAUGAGGACACAAGACAAAGAUGAGAAUGUAUCACUUGAAGCUUGUGAGUUCUGGUUAACCCUGGCAGAGCAGCCCAUCUGUAAAGAGGCUCUCAAUCCCCACCUGCACAGGCUCAUUCCCAUAUUGGUGAAUGGAAUGAGGUACUCGGAGAUAGAUCUGAUUCUUCUAAAGGCUGACAAUGAGGAUGACGAGUCUGUUCCUGAUAGUGAACAGGACAUCAGACCAAGAUUCCAUAAAUCCAAGACACACAGCCAGCAACAUGAAGCUGAUGGAGAAAUUGAUGACCCAGAAGUGAGGAAAAAUGGAGAAAGUGACGGAGAAGAUGAUGAUGACAUGGAUGAUGAUGCCCUUUCAGACUGGAACUUGAGGAAAUGCUCUGCAGCUGCCUUGGAUGUGCUUGCUAGUGUGUUCCGUGAUGAUCUGUUACCAGUGUUGCUUCCAAUCUUGAAGGAGACAUUGUUUCAUCCUGACUGGGAAGCCAAAGAGUCUGGCAUCCUUGUACUUGGUGCCAUAGCUGAAGGUUGUUUGAGUGGUAUAUCUCCUCACCUACCAGAACUGAUUCCUUUCCUGAUCAACUCUCUUUCUGAGAAAAGGGCUUUGGUACGUUCUAUCACUUGCUGGACCCUUAGUCGUUAUGCGCACUGGGUCGUCAGUCAGCCACACGAGGCAUAUCUCCAACGUCUUAUGACAGAGCUUCUUAAAAGGAUUUUGGAUAGUAACAAGAGAGUUCAAGAAGCAGCUUGCAGUGCCUUUGCCACUCUGGAAGAAGAAGCCUGCACUGAACUUGUUCCGUACCUGAGCUUUAUUCUAGAAACGCUCGUGUUUGCCUUCAACAAAUAUCAGCACAAGAACCUUCUCAUUCUGUACGAUGCCAUUGGUACACUUGCUGACUCUGUGGGACACCACCUAAACAAGCCUGAGUUCAUUAACAUGCUGAUGCCACCACUUAUUCAGAAAUGGAACCAGCUGAAAGAUGAGGACAAAGACCUCUUUCCACUCCUGGAAUGUCUUUCAUCAGUUGCCACAGCUCUGCGUUCUGGCUUUCUUCCAUAUGCCGAGCCUGUGUUCCAAAGAUGUGUCUCACUGGUGGAGCAAACCCUAGCUCAGAGUGUGGCAUCUCAAACUCAUCCCGAGCAGUUUGAACCUCCUGAUAAGGACUUCAUGAUCGUGGCAUUGGAUCUUUUGAGUGGAUUAGCUGAAGGACUUGAAGGGCAAAUUGAGCAAUUUGUUAUUAGAAGCAACACAAUGACUCUCCUCUACCAGUGUAUGCAGGACAAAAUGCCGGAAGUAAGACAAAGCUCGUUUGCCCUGCUGGGAGAUUUGACUAAAGCCUGCUUCCAGCAUGUCAAACCUUGCAUUGGGGAUUUUUUACCAAUCCUGGGUCAGAAUCUCAAUCCAGAAUUCAUUUCUGUUUGCAACAAUGCUACUUGGGCCAUUGGAGAAAUCUCUGUACAGUUAGGAUCUGAAAUGAAGCAGUAUAUCAACUUGGUGUUGCAACAGCUUAUCACUAUUAUUAACAGACCUCACACUCCAAAGACGCUGCAAGAGAACACAGCUAUCACAAUUGGGCGUCUGGGUUUAGUUUGUCCGCAAGAGGUGGCACCCCUGUUACCGCAGUUUAUUCAGAAGUGGUGCACGUCAUUGCGGAACAUACGAGACAAUGAGGAGAAGGACUCUGCCUUCCGAGGUAUCUGUAACAUGAUUGGUCUCAACCCUGGUGGAGUUGUCCAGGACUUCAUAUUCUUCUGUGAUGCUGUAGCAUCCUGGGUGAACCCUGGCCCAGACUUGAAGGAGAUGUUCCUAAAGAUCCUUCAUGGCUUUAAAAACCAGGUCGGAGAGGAAAACUGGAAGCGAUUUUCAAGCCAGUUUCCUGCUGCCCUUCGAGAACGUCUGUCUACUAACUAUGGGGUUUGAAGAAAAGCUUCAGUAGUCAGGGUGGGGAUAACAGAUGGCUUUGUAGUCACUGUUCAGUUCAACAGUGUCCAAAGCCCAUGUCAAGAUCUUUUGUCUAAAUCUCAUUGUCCAUGUUCCCGUACAAGUCUGUGUUUAGCUAAUGGAUGUUGCUAUGAGGGGACAGCGCCAUCAUUAAGUGGCAGCCAUCUCACCUGAAUGUUCGUAUGUUGAUGGGAAGUGUUUGAACUUUGUGCCAAAUUCAAAUGAUCAAUACAUUCGUGAAAUAGUGGGAUGUGUACUUGUUCGCUGUCGUUUGCGUCCUUGUUGUCAGUGGCCACCAGUUGUGAUGUCAAGUGCUGCGAUGUGGCAGUGUCAUUGAAAAGCUGUUACAGUAAUAUUUUUGUCCGUAUUUUAGAGCUGGCUGGAAUCAAGUCAACCCUAUUGGUGCAAAUACAUUCAAUGCUCAUCUGCUUUAUGCAAGUAUUUUCUGUUACUUUGCAAAUUAUAGUUUCACUAAAUAGUGGAAAAGUAAGUUUAACUCUGCGUAACGUUAUCGUAGUUGUUAAUGAUGCUAUGUAAAAUAAUGUACAUGGUGAUGUAGAAUGCAGGAAGCUUCCUUCACUCUCCCAACACUUUUUGUUUUUGCUUGUACUGCACAUGGAAGUGAUUAUUCUUUUCUGAUGGUUUGUGAAAAUUAGGAUCACCCUUUUUUUCCAUAUCUUUAUUUCUCAAUAGGUAAAUUAAAUCUUCAGAAUGUUACACAUGAAAGGCCUUGCAUCCAAAUAUAAAAUUUGAGAAAAAUAUGGUAGUACUGAAGGCAUCUUCCUGUAAACAGCUACAUUAAGACCUAAAUUUGUAACUGAUAUGUAUAAUAGUAUGUAAAUUGUAUACUCUGUAUAGCUGGUAUCACACACAAAAACUCUUUGUUCUAGAUUUGCAGAGAAUUUAUAGAAAAAUAAUGAAACUUUCAUUAUAAGCGUCAACUCUGUAUAAAGUGUGACCUUGGUACCACCAACAGCUGGACUGUUGCGUGGCUUGAAAAGAUUUUGAUGAAAGACUUCUGCAGGAUAGAAGUCUGGGUUGAUGGCUUGUAAGGUUUAUGCUAAUGCAUAGUUGUCUUGAAGAAGCUUGCCUGUUUACUUUACUGCAGUGAACAUGCUGUGAGGGUGUCCUUUCUUUGUAUAAGAGGGCUACUGCAGCAAACAGCUUAACUGCAAAGAUGAUUCUUGCACUGUAUGUUUGUCCAUAAUUUUCUUGUAGUUUUGGUAUUGAGAUGAUGUAUUGACACUAACAUAAUUAAUACCUUAAAGGAGUCUUCUCACCUCAUAACUCCCUUGUGUGUGUAUACCAGUCUUUUUCUAGUAACCUAACACCUUUAUCACUCUUGAUUACAUCUGUCCCAAUUAAAGAACCUCUGUAAAGCAUUUAUAGUACAAACCUAAAUCUAAUCUUGUUUUCUUCAAACUGUGCUUUCUUGUAACCCUUCAGCUUCAAAAUUGGCGUGAACAUGUGCAGGAAAAUAGUGAAACUUGGAAGGCAGUUUCCUUAAAUAAGUCCAGCAAAAAGUUGAUUAGCAAAUAUUCAAAUUGCACUUGAAGCUGACUGAUUCUACAGUGUUUUGCCUGACAAAUAGAUAGGUUAGCAUUUUAGUAUGUUAUUUUAUUAUGUUUUGGUAAUAUAUAAUAUUUUAAUUAUCAGAUGAAGAAAUUUUAGGAAGUUAAUGUUUUAUAGUUUUGUAUAAGAUUGUAGUAAUGAAAUUAAUGGUUAACGGCUGUGCAUGAAAUAUAAAUUUGAAUUCAAUGUAAGUUACAGUGUAUAAUGAAAGUGUAGUCUGAUAGUGACGUAACCUGCAUCCUUUUAUCUUUUACUUCUUGGUCAACAUGCAACUUUUCCCGUACUUUUCUUAUAGUAUUAGAUUUAGGAGAGUUUAUCUGUAAGCCUAGAUUUCCUUCACUAAUCUGUCACUGAAUUCUCCUGAUCAGCAAUUUUAUGAGAAAUAACCUGUUGAUCAAAGUAAGGGCUAAAUGGGUUAGGGAAAGCUGUUAAUAAUGUUUCUAAUUUAUCUAGCUUGCUAAUGUAUGCUCAAAAGCAAAGAAAACAGUUUUCAUAUUUUAAGACCAGAGAAAUGGCUCAAAACAAUGAUUUGGUAAAAACAUGAGAAAGGUUGGCAAGUCACAAGCCAAAGGCAAGUGAUGAAACAACCUUUCUGACAGUUCUUGCAAUAUGCAUAGUAGUUUGCUGAGAAAAUGUACCAUGGUUUUUUGCUUUUAUUUCUUUUUGAAUGAAAUGCUUACAGUUUCCAAGUGGCUUUCCUAUAGCUAUGGACUGAUUCAAAAUAAUGUGCCAAACUCAAAUAAGGGGACCUGAUGGACCACAUUUACAUGUGAGUCCAAGCCCAUGUCAGAAGUGUACAUGUGUGUCUAGAAUCCCUUGAAUGGUCCUCUUCAAUCAGAUUAAAGUUGAACUUCAAUACAUCCUUCUGUUAAAGCAAAUGUUACUUUCUUUGGCUGUCCUGGGAUUUUUUGUGUUUUUUUGGCCAUUUCUCUUGUUUUCUUUGGUUGUUUAGGCAGUUAGAUAACUUAUUUAUUUUGUACCAGGAAGAAUUUUUGAAAUAUGUGUAGUGUAGACUUUCAUAUGUCGAGUGUCAUAUUGAUAUUUUAGACAUAAACUAAUUCAAGUCCUGCAUACAGUACUGAAUGAACAGCUUUAGUAAAACUAACAACUUCCUUAAUCUUAGCACAUAUUUUUGGUGUCUGUAGCAAGUAGUGAAAGGAAAAUGGCAAGGUUGCUAAGAAGUAACAGUUUAAUUUUGCUUGUGUGAACAGCAUAGCUAACAAUGUAAUAACCAUCUUGUUAAAGUAAUAUUAAAUAAAUAUUUAAGUUAAGUAAUUUUAAUUAUGUAAUUCUAAGAUGCAUGUGACUAUAAUAAUUAUUAAUUAAAGAGUAUCGUCAGUUGAAACUUGUGUAUGCAACAAAUCAGGUCCACUUGACAAUUUCAUUUGGAAAUUAAUGAUAGAACAGGCAAGAUUCAUUGCUUAACCUGAUUUGUACUUACAUGUGUUUUCACCUGUCAGGGAAUUCAGAAUUCUUCUUCAAACCUCAACUUGUGGGCAAUUAAAACUGAAGCUCUUACUUGCCUGGGUUUGAAGAUGAAAGCUGCAAUUAUUGUUAGUUUAAUUACUUAAGGUAAAUUUAUUGAGAUAUUAAUUAUAAAGGCUCGUCUGGAGAUCUCCAAAUUAACUGCUGCACCAAAGUUUUUUGUUUCACCACUGUUUCAUUUGUGCCCAAAAAAUGUGUCUUAUCAUUUCAACUCAGGAUAGCCAUGACUGCAUAGCUUUUUAACAAAUGAAUUCGAAAACAAAAUGUUGUAGUGUAAUUAGUGAUUUAAUGGUAAAUAUUAUGACCGUACUUUUGAAUGUUACUAAUUCGACAGCCAGUUUUUCUAAAAUACAUUUUGUGUCAAUUUUGUAUAUUUAGCUUUUAAUUAAUACAGAACACGAACUUGGGUUUUUGGACAUGGUGUAAAUUGCUUAACUUGUUCAAUUACAAGCUCAAAAUCCAUUUUCCCAUUACUAAUUUCAAUAUUUUCCUUUGUUGUUUUCACGAGAACUUGCUCUCUUAUCUUAGCUAUGUCGGUUACUCUUCAACGCAAACGGUAUUAAUGAUCUUUUUUCUCAUCACCCUUAUCCUAAAUAUUUUACUAAUGUUCUAAGGAGAAAUCGUAUGUCAAUCUGUUGGGAUUUAUGGUUCAAAAGGCUAUGCUCUCAUGGUUAUCACCUUCUCCAAACCAGCUGGACUGUGUUUGUUUGUCGUACUGUGAGGAAUUACAUUUAUGUGCGUCCAAAGCUGUGUCAUUAUUAUGUCAUUGGUGGGUCCGUGUGUGACACUGCAAAAUGUUAUUUCUAUAUAUUUAAGUAAAUAACCGGAAUUACAAUAUAAUUAAUGGCGUUUAAAAUUGUCCAGGAGAAUAUUUGUCAAGAAUUUACAGUAUGCAUGUUCUGGGAAGGUACAUGUUAAAUAAAUGUCACGUUUUAAUGUUAUUA